AGAAACUAUGUAUAUAUCAAAAUGAUCUUUUAUGGAUAAACAGACAAAUAGACCAGUCACAUCUAGCAGUUUUUUGUAUGAUUCAAUUAUGGCAUAAUAAGUAAUUGACCUAAACACUGACCGGUUCUUGUGAUAACAAAUGUUUGAAAAUCACUUGCUAGUUAUUGUCAUUGCUAUUGUGUACUUUGGAGUGUAAAUACGUCACUGGUUUGUUUAAAAAUGAACGAUAAAGGAAUUGAAAGGGUGGUCACAGUAGGCAGCGCACUUGAAGUACAUUUCGCGGAAUCAAAGAAAAUUACAUUUGAAUCAUGUUGGCUUCGUGAUCACUGCAGGUGUGUCUCGUGCUACCACGCCAACACAUUCCAGAGAGCUAAGCAUUUACUAGAGAUACCAGAGGCAACAAUUGUUAAAGUUGAAUAUGAUAAGAAUCAGCUAAUUGUAAAAUGGAGCGACGAACAUGAAUCAGCCUACAAAUCAGACUUCCUAUCACAAUUUGACUACAAAACCUGGAAAGAGAGUAGAAGACUUAAGCCUAUAUUAUGGCGAGGACAAAAAGUCAAUGAGAAAAUAACAAAGAUCCACGUCGAUGAGUUUCUUAAGUCUGUGGAGGGACAGAGGAGUGUUUUCCAAUCACUUCUCGACUACGGCGUCGCUUUGAUUGAGGGCGUGAAACCUUCUUUAGAAGCCACAGAAAUUGUAUGCAAGGCUUUGGGAGGAGUUCAGCACACAAUCUUCGGCGGCAUGUGGCAGUUUACUACCAAAGCCGUUCAUGCGGACACUGCUUACACAAACCUACCUCUCGCCGUACAUAACGAUAACACAUACUUCACCGAAGCCGCUGGACUUCAGAUCCUCCAUUGUAUUGAACAUACAAGUGGUAUCGGCGGUGAGACAAUUUUAGUUGAUGGGUUUUAUGGUGCCAACUGUUUGAAAGAAGACCAUCCUGAAGAUUUUGAGUUUCUCACUAUGUUUGACGUUGAAGCGGAGUAUAUAGAGGAAGGACAUCACCACACUUUUGCUGCGCCAGUCAUACAAAUAGACAAGAAGACACAAGACUUAAAACAGAUAAGAUUCAAUGUUUACGAUCGCUCAGCAAUGGCAUUCAGUAGUAACGAGGAAUGCAAACUAUACUAUCGUUCUCUGCGAAAUUUGUCCCGAUACUACGAAGACCCUUUGAGCCAGUGGCAGUUUAAAUUGACACCAGGCACUGUGAUGGUGAUGGACAACUUCAGAGUUCUGCAUGGAAGAACAGGUUUCUCCGGCACUCGAGUCUUGUGUGGUAGCUACGUGGCCCGCUCCGAUUGGCUGGAUAGAGCCCGAUCACUCAAACUCAUCCAAUAAAAUAUAGAUACUGAUGACGGAAGUA
Manduca sexta (tobacco hornworm) is the source of this 1366-nucleotide messenger RNA. It is a transcript of the gene Tmlh, whose product is annotated as trimethyllysine dioxygenase, mitochondrial. Bases 220 to 1341 code for a protein of 373 amino acids. Gene Ontology annotation, molecular function: trimethyllysine dioxygenase activity; iron ion binding. Gene Ontology annotation, biological process: carnitine biosynthetic process. NCBI's taxonomy places the organism in Eukaryota, Metazoa, Arthropoda, Insecta, Lepidoptera, Sphingidae. Gene Ontology annotation, cellular component: mitochondrion. The record is from RefSeq and is a predicted model, not a curated record. The transcript has 8 exons.